This is a messenger RNA of Spathaspora passalidarum NRRL Y-27907, 705 nucleotides long. Its product is annotated as E2 ubiquitin-conjugating protein. Lineage: Eukaryota; Fungi; Ascomycota; Pichiomycetes; Serinales; Debaryomycetaceae. The record is from RefSeq and is a predicted model, not a curated record. The transcript has a single exon. Gene Ontology annotation, cellular component: cytosol; endoplasmic reticulum. The coding region runs from base 112 to 615 and encodes 167 amino acids.
CCCCCGAUUCCCACAGAAAGUGCAGAGAAUCACAGAGAAAACACAAACGAACAGGUCACAUAAUAACUAAUAAGUAAUAGAACUUUUUAUAAAACUUCAACUCCUACUGCUAUGCCACCUCGUUCAACUGCUCAAAAACGAUUGCUCAAAGAGUAUCAACAAUUAUCUAGAGAUCCUCCACCAGGAAUAGUAGCUGGUCCUGUCAGCGAAGACGACUUGUUCAAAUGGGAAUGUUUAUUAGAAGGUCCAACAGAUACACCUUAUGAAAAUGGCGUAUUUCCGGCCAUUUUACUGUUUCCUAAGGACUACCCUUUAAGUCCCCCCAGUUUAAAAUUCGAUCCACCUUUGUUACACCCUAAUAUUUACGCCGAUGGAACUGUGUGUAUACUGAUCUUACACCCACCUGGAGAAGAUCCCAACCAGUAUGAGAGACCAGAGGAAAGAUGGAGUCCAGUUCAAAGCAUCGAGAAGAUCUUGUUGAGUGUUGUGUCCAUGUUGGCCGAGCCAAACCCGGAAAGCGGGGCUAAUAUUGAUGCUUGUAAAUUAUGGAGAGACAAUCGGGAAGAGUAUAAUAGACAAAUUAGAGAUCAUGUGAGAAAGUCAUUGGGAUUGUAGUGUGCAUUUCCAUAAGUGAACAAUCUAUAGUUAAUUAGGAUAAUAAAAUAUGUGAACAAUAUGCUUCGUAAUCAAGGGCAUUGUUUUACC